AUGAGUAAUUCAACUACAUCAAUCUUCCUUCCAACUGCAACCAGCCAGGUUCAUGGGACUAAUCAGAGUGGGGCUGUGGGAAAGACAGAGCCAUCAUAUGCUGUCCUCAAGUUCAUGGAGAGCUUCUGCCUCAUCAGCGCUGCCUGUGGGAUGGUGGGAAAUGGCAUGGUCCUAUGGUACCUUGGCUUCCGCAUCCAGAGAAACCACUUCACUGUCUACAUCCUGAACCUGGCUGCUGCCGACUUUGGGUAUCUCCUCUGCAUCGCCAUUGAGACGGUUCAGUACCUGAUGCAGUUCAACGUGGGGGUGCAGUUUGGGAUAUUCCUCUUCCUGGAUCUUUUCAUGUAUGGGACUGGCUUGUAUCUCCUGACGGCCAUCAGCAUUGAGAGGUGCUUGUCCGUCCUUUGUCCAAUCUGGUGCCGAAGCCACCGCCCAAAGCACUUGUCUGGCAUCAUCUCUGGCCUGCUCUGGGGUCUCUCCCUGCUGCUGAACACGCUCGGGUAUGUUUUGUGUACCGUUCGC
This is a messenger RNA of Fulmarus glacialis (Northern fulmar), 522 nucleotides long. RefSeq names its product proto-oncogene Mas-like. The record is from RefSeq and is a predicted model, not a curated record. Gene Ontology annotation, biological process: G protein-coupled receptor signaling pathway. Gene Ontology annotation, cellular component: membrane. Gene Ontology annotation, molecular function: G protein-coupled receptor activity. The annotation marks the transcript as partial. NCBI's taxonomy places the organism in Eukaryota, Metazoa, Chordata, Aves, Procellariiformes, Procellariidae. The transcript has a single exon.